CGGGGGUGGUGGGUGCUGCUCGGGCCGGGGGCUCCGGGGCGCGGGCCGCGGUCGCCGCCCCAGUCCCACUGAUGUGUCUCCUCCGCCCGCCGGCUCCGAGCAGGUGGAYGUGGCCUACGGCGACAAUGGCCUGGACUCUGCACUCUUCAUGGAWAAUGCCCGGAAAGGCAGCAUAGUGUCCCGGGCCAACAGCAUCGGCUCCACMAGUGCCUCUUCUGUCCCCAACACAGAUGAUGAGGACAGUGACUACCACCAGGAGCCCUACAAGGAGUCGUACAAGGACCGGCGCCGCCGGGCACACACCCAGGCCGAGCAGAAGCGCCGAGAUGCCAUCAAGAAAGGCUACGAUGACCUGCAGGCCAUUGUCCCCACCUGCGAGCAGCAGGAUUUCUCCAUCAGCUCACAGAAGCUGAGCAAGGCUAUCAUCCUCCAAAAGACCAUCGACUACAUCCAGUUCCUGCACAAGGAAAAGAAAAAGCAGGAGGAGGAAGUUUCUACCCUCAGGAAAGAUGUGAUGGCCUUGAAGAUCAUGAAAGUGAACUAUGAGCAGAUUGUGAAAGCUCAUCAGGACAGCCCGAAUGAGGGGAAGAACCAGGUCUCUGAUGAGGUGAAGUUCAAUGUUUUCCAAGGCAUCAUGGAUUCCCUGUUCCAGUCCUUCAAUGCCUCAAUUUCCGUAACGAGUUUUCAGGAGCUCUCGGCGUGUGUCUUCAGCUGGAUCGAGGAGCACUGCAAGCCCCAGACACUGCGGGACGUUGUCAUCGGGGUCCUGCACCAGGUGAAGAACUGUGGGAGGCGAAAAAAGUCUUAUGGAAUGACUAAAGGGCCUUCACUCACUUUUGCUCAAUGAUGGUUGACAAAAAGCAUUUUGGGAAAUGUACAGUGGACAUGUGGACAAGAACAAGAAGGAUGGAUGUGUAAUUCAAGCUUCAAAGUGUGAAGCGYAUGAACCGCAACACAGGAAGCGAUAAGGAUGUGGCAGGGGACCAGUGUGUAUUUUUGGGAUUUUGUUUAGUUAACAAGAACACUAACAAGAAUAUUUUUAGCACAGAAUAAAAGGAAGAAUGUUUUUAGGAAGAAUGUUUUUAGCACAGUAUAAAAAGCCUUKCAUAGUUGUAAUAAACAUCUCUCUUUGCUG
Messenger RNA from Malurus melanocephalus (red-backed fairy wren), 1135 nucleotides. It is a transcript of the gene MLX, whose product is annotated as MAX dimerization protein MLX. Gene Ontology annotation, molecular function: DNA-binding transcription factor activity, RNA polymerase II-specific; RNA polymerase II cis-regulatory region sequence-specific DNA binding; protein dimerization activity. The transcript is spliced from 7 exons. Gene Ontology annotation, biological process: regulation of transcription by RNA polymerase II. The record is from RefSeq and is a predicted model, not a curated record. Gene Ontology annotation, cellular component: nucleus. NCBI's taxonomy places the organism in Eukaryota, Metazoa, Chordata, Aves, Passeriformes, Maluridae. Bases 149 to 847 code for a protein of 232 amino acids.